Molecule: messenger RNA, 1940 nt
Organism: Nestor notabilis (Kea)
Lineage: Eukaryota; Metazoa; Chordata; Aves; Psittaciformes; Psittacidae
Product: myosin heavy chain, cardiac muscle isoform
Exons: 12
Cellular component (GO): myosin complex
Source: RefSeq, a predicted model, not a curated record
UCCAAAAAUGCCCUGGCUCAUGCCCUGCAAGCGGCCAGGCACGACUGUGACCUCCUGCGGGAGCAGUAUGAGGAGGAGCAAGAAGCCAAGGCAGAGCUGCAGCGGGCUCUCUCCAAGGGAAAUGCUGAAGUGGCACAGUGGAGAACAAAGUAUGAGACUGAUGCCAUUCAGAGAACUGAGGAGCUGGAGGAUGCCAAGAAGAAGCUUGCUGCUCGCCUGCAAGAAGCUGAAGAAGCAAUUGAAGCAGCCAACGCCAAAUGCUCUUCUCUGGAAAAGACAAAGCACAGGCUGCAGAAUGAGCUGGAAGACAUGAUGAUUGACCUGGAGAAGGCCAACUCAGCAGCUGCCUCCCUGGACAAGAAGCAGCGUGGGUUUGACAAGAUCAUCAAUGACUGGAAGCAGAAGUAUGAAGAGUCACAGGCUGAGCUGGAGGCUUCCCAGAAGGAGGCCCGUGGCCUCAGCACUGAGCUGUUCAAGCUGAAGAAUGCCUACGAGGAGACACUGGACCAUCUGGAGACAUUGAAAAGGGAAAACAAGAACCUCCAAGAGGAGAUUUCUGAUCUGACCAACCAGAUCAGUGAAGGAAACAAGAGCCUCCAUGAAAUAGAAAAAAUCAAGAAACAGGUUGAACAAGAAAAGUCAGAAGUUCAGCUGGCUCUGGAAGAAGCAGAGGGAGCUUUGGAGCAUGAAGAAAGUAAGACCCUUCGGUUUCAGCUUGAACUUUCUCAGCUUAAAGCAGAGUUCGAAAGGAAACUGACAGAAAAGGAGGAAGAAAUGGAAAAUAUAAGGAGAAAUCAGCAACGCACCAUAGAUUCACUGCAGUCCACCCUUGAUUCUGAAGCCAGGAGCAGAAAUGAGGCCAUCCGGCUCAAAAAGAAGAUGGAAGGGGACCUCAAUGAGAUGGAAAUCCAGCUCAGCCAUGCUAACAGGCACGCUGCAGAAGCAACAAAGUCAGCACGUGGCUUGCAGACACAAAUAAAGGAGCUUCAGGUGCAGCUGGAUGACUCGGGACAUGUGAAUGAAGAUCUGAAGGAGCAGCUGGCAGUGUCUGACCGGAGGAACAACCUUCUCCAGUCAGAGCUGGAUGAGCUGAGGGCUUUGCUGGACCAGACUGAACGAGCAAGGAAGCUGGCAGAGCAUGAACUGCUGGAAGCCACUGAACGCGUGAACCUGCUUCACACUCAGAACACAAGCCUGAUCAAUCAAAAGAAGAAGCUGGAGGGUGAUAUUUCCCAGAUGCAGAAUGAAGUGGAGGAAUCGAUCCAGGUUGCAGAGGAAAAAGCAAAGAAAGCAAUCACAGAUGCAGCGAUGAUGGCUGAGGAGCUUAAAAAGGAGCAGGAUACUAGUGCUCACUUAGAGAGAAUGAAGAAGAACAUGGAGCAAACCAUUAAAGACCUCCAGAAGAGACUGGAUGAAGCAGAACAAAUAGCCCUGAAAGGUGGCAAGAAGCAAAUCCAGAAACUGGAAUCCAGGGUUCGUGAGCUGGAGAAUGAACUUGAAACUGAACUCCGCCGCAAUUCGGAUGCCCAAAAGGGAGCCCGCAAGUUUGAGAGACGCAUCAAGGAGCUGACUUACCAGUCAGAAGAAGAUAAGAAGAAUCUGGCCAGGAUGCAGGAUCUGAUUGACAAGCUUCAAUUGAAAGUGAAGAGCUACAAGCACCAAGCAGAGGAAGCUGAAGCUCAAGCCAAUCUGUACCUUUCGAAGUACAGAAAACAGCAACAUGACCUGGAUGAUGCUGAAGAAAGGGCUGAAAUAGCUGAAUCUCAAGUUAAUAAGCUGAGGAGCAAGUCAAGAGACAUUGGCAUGAAAAAGGUUCAUGAAGAGGAGUAAAUACAGUCCAAGCUGACAAAUAUGAGAAGAUGCUUGAUAUAAUCAGGCAUAACUGAAAACAGAUGUAGAAAUAAAUAAGCACUUACAUAAAUAAACAUCAAGUGAAAAUC